AUGAAGGGCUUUGGCACCACCAUGCAAGACUCGGGCCCAGCAAGGCUCACCACUGCAUUACUUACUGCGCUACUCAUCACCAGCGCUACUUUUCUCCCAUUUCUAGCUCAGAACACUGCCGCAAACCCAGUUCCGGCGCCACGACCGCUGCCUCACGCAGAACCAAAUCCAGACCCGCAAGCUGGUGGCCCAGCCGAAGAUGGUUUGUUUCCAGAUCCGGAACCAUGUAGUGGUAAUUGCUCAUGGAUCCACGAUCCUAGUAUUCUGUAUGAAGAUGAAAAAUACUGGCGUUUCUCGACCAGUGGCAACAUCGCCAUUGCAACUGCGCCUUCACUGGGAGGCCCUUGGCGCUAUCAGGGCGCUUUGUUGCACAACGGUACCAGUAUAAUGGUUCAUCCAGAUCAAGAUAUCUGGGCACCUUCGGUGAUGAAGCGGGGCGAUACCUACUACUGCCACUACUCCGUAUCCAGGAUCGGCCUUCAGAACUCGUCCAUUGGUGUGGCGGCCUCGCUUUCCCUCGAGCCAGGCACUUGGCAAGACCAUGGCGAUAUUGGCCUUCCCCUAUCCCAUAAGUACAAUCUUAUCGACCCCUUUGUCUACCAAGAAACGCCCAAGGAUCCAAUUUACUUCACAUUCGGCUCUUUCUGGGACGACAUCUUCCAAGUCGAGCUUUUCCCGCACGACGACCUUCUGGCCUUUGGCAGGUGGGCCGAUGGGAACAACCGUAUCAACAACUUGGUGCACAACAGCUCUAUCCCGGCUACUGUUGCUGAAGGCGCUAUCAUGCAUAAAGAAAAGGACUUCUAUUAUAUGUUCUACAGUGUUGGAUGGUGCUGCAACAAGCCAUCGAAUAAAGACGGUCUCGCCGAAGAAGGUCAAGUAUACCACGUCGUCGUCUGCCGCUCGGAAGCCCCAACCGGACCUUUCUACGAUCAGGAGGGCAAGAGCUGUCUCGAAGAAAACGGUGGUACAACGAUCCUCGCCAGUCACGGGGAUAUUUAUGCGCCUGGUGGGCAAGGUGUAAUGGUACACCCUGACAAUGGGAGGACGGUGAUGUAUUAUCACUAUGUUCGCCCGAGUGUGGGCUAUGAGACCGAUCAGUUUUUCUUUGGAUACAAUUACCUCGACUGGCAAGACGGCUGGCCGGUUGUGGUUGUUGCUUGA
Molecule: messenger RNA, 1164 nt
Organism: Alternaria atra
Lineage: Eukaryota; Fungi; Ascomycota; Dothideomycetes; Pleosporales; Pleosporaceae
Exons: 3
Coding region: 1-1164 (387 amino acids)
Biological process (GO): carbohydrate metabolic process
Molecular function (GO): arabinan endo-1,5-alpha-L-arabinosidase activity
Source: RefSeq, a predicted model, not a curated record